AUGGCCACUUCCAUGAGCCUUUUCUUGCUUCUUUCUUUGCUAGCCUUUGCUCCCUUUUGCCUAUGUAACUUCUACCAAGGGGGUUACCUCUACCCUCAGUUUUAUGACUAUUCAUGCCCACAAGCUCAGCAUAUUGUCAAGUCCACCCUUGCCAAGUAUGUUGAAGAGCAACCCCGUUUUGCAGCUUCGAUUCUCAGGCUUCAUUUCCAUGAUUGUUUUGUCAAGGGUUGUGAUGCUUCGUUGUUGUUAGAUAGCAGUGAAAACAUCAUCAGUGAGAAGGGAUCAAAUCCCAACCGUAAUUCGGCUAGAGGAUUCGAAGUCAUUGAUGCAAUCAAAGCCGCACUAGAGAGAGAAUGCCCUUCUACAGUCUCUUGUGCUGACAUCUUGACUCUAGCUGCAAGAGAUUCAGUUGUUCUUAGUGGUGGACCAAGCUGGGAAGUACCUUUAGGGAGAAGGGACUCUAGAGAUGCAAGCAUAAGUGGCUCCAACAACAACAUUCCAGCCCCAAACAACACAUUCCAGACCAUCCUAACAAAAUUCAAUCUUCAAGGGCUUGACCUUAUUGAUCUAGUUGCUCUAUCUGGGGGCCACACUAUAGGAAAUGCCAGAUGCACCACCUUCAAGCAAAGACUCUAUAACCAAGUUAGUGGCAAUGGCGAGCCUGAUUCCACUCUUGACCAAUACUAUGCUGCUGCAUUGCGCAAUAGAUGUCCAAGAUCUGGGGGUGACCAGAACCUGUUCUUCCUAGAUUUCGCCACCCCAUAUAAAUUUGACAGCACCUACUUCAAGAACCUUUUGGCUUACAAGGGUCUCCUAAGUUCUGAUCAAGUCCUCCUCUCAAACCAAGAAUCAGCAGAACUCGUGAAGUUGUAUGCUGAAAGAAAUGACCUUUUCUUUGAACAAUUCGCCAAGUCCAUGAUCAAGAUGGGAAACAUAUCUCCUUUGACAAAUUCAAGGGGAGAGAUCAGAGAAAACUGCCGGAAGAUCAACGCUUGA
Messenger RNA from Sphenostylis stenocarpa, 996 nucleotides. The record is from the annotation of a GenBank genome assembly. Lineage: Eukaryota; Viridiplantae; Streptophyta; Magnoliopsida; Fabales; Fabaceae.